CAAACCGCAAGAUUUAUCAAAUUAAAUUAUUGUAUUAAUUUCAGAAACUUUUGCUUAGGUCAAGUCUAGACGUCUAGUUAUUCAAAUAAAAUACUCGAAACACACUAUACCGACAUACCGACUACACAUUUUCUUUAUGUAACACUUUUAUAAUGUCGAAACGUUUUAUCUACCAACAGCAAGUCGGGGAUAGGAAAAAAGCUAAAUUAGAUGUUACUGCUGCAGAUCAUAAUUUUCCUCUAAGUCAAAAUGCUGCUCGAUCCAGCGAAGUUACUAAUGAAGCUAACACAUGGGGUGAUGAUAAUGAUGAUGAAAUCCUUCUGUUAGCUAGUCAAGCCUGUGAGGAGGUAUAUGGAGGUCAAGAUAUUAGUUUACUACCAGACUACAGUAUUGCUAUGCAACCCUCCUCCACCAGUACUCAAAUUUGUGAACCAGUUCCGAGCACCUCUAAAUCAGCAUUCGCAUUCAAAAAGCCCAUAACUCCCGUUAAUAUAAACAAGGUUAAAGAGAGUGACAGAAUAUCUUCCCCACUUCCUGGUAUAUCCUCUAAAGUAAAGAAUGAUGGUAUAAACAUAAGCGAAGAUUUAAUUUUGAGUGACAAAAUAUGUGACAACCUUGACCCAAACUAUGCAUAUAGACAACUUCUUCAGUUACAAGAGGAAAAUGCUAAAUUAAAAUCUGAGAAUGGAAAACUUAUGGAAAAAUGUGUAACAAAAGAAGGGGAAGCGUCCAUUUUGAGGAGUCAGUUAAAAACAUGCCAAGUUGCUGUUGAUAAUGCAAGGAUAGAAAAAAUACAAGCCCAGGAGAAGGCACAAAUGGAAUGGUCAGAAAAACUCUUAGCAGCUAAUAAUCAAAUGCAGGAUUUACGUACACAACUAGACUUUAAGAAUUUGGAAAUUAUAAGCAUUAAAGAAAAAUGCAAAAUGUUGGAGUCAUCAAAAGUAAAGUUAACACAAGUCACGAUAGCCGGAAAUGAUAUAUCUGCCAGCCAGAAACUUAACAGUAGUUCCAUAGCUAAUGACAAUAACAGAAAAAAUAACAGAAUCAAGACCAUAUCAAACGCAGUACAAACAGAUGGAAAGUCACACUUUCUAAAAUUAAGUACAGUAUUAAGAUUGGAUUCGUCCAAUUUAGAUGAUAUACUGCCCUUGAUAUUGGAGCCUACUAUGGAAACGUGUUCGCUACUUGACUUUAAUGAAAAGUUAAGAAGACCUGUUGAUUUAUCACAGAACAAAUGCCGCAUGCUGUAUGCCUUCCAUCAACUACCAUCCACGCCUCAUACUAACAAAAGAAACAAAAAGGCUAAAAUAUCAUUACCUUCCAUAUACAAAGAUGUAGCAAGCAUCAUAGCACAUCAAGGACAUACUUUUGAGAAUAAUAUUAGGUUACUUGAUAUAGUUAAAGAAGUGUUGUCUAAAGUUUUGACGGAGCUAGACACAAUAUCACAAAGGAUGACUUCAGCAUUUCACAAGGAAAUGGAUGAAAAGUAUAUUGAAGCAACAAAUACCAUGCAUCUAAUUAAUAAGAUUGACCUGAUAAGUGGAAGGUAUUUUAUAAAAGAUGAACAAGGAAUAUUAGCCAGGCGGCUAUUAGCAAUUUUAGUACUUAUAUUAGAGGAUUCCAAAAAUUUUAAUUCUUUAAAGAAGCUUAUGGAUGAUGAAAACUCUCCUUUAAUUGAGAUUUUAGCUAAACUUACUAGAAUGUGUAUAUUGUUAGACAAUACAUCAACCGCUAUGUUUUACAGCGGCUUGUUAUCUUCUGUGUUACAUCUUCUAGAUGUAACUAAAAGGGAGUCUGACCUUACUAUAGUGAAGAAUAUAAUCCACGCCCGGCCUAUGCCAUUUGUUUCCUGUCAAAUAUUGCUUGUGUUGACACAUACAGGAAAAUAUGUGAGAAGGCUAUGUACAAAAAGUGGAAAUCUCAAAGUUGACUAUGACCAAGGAGUUUUAUUGUAUAAAAAUGACUCUUGUACCUUGCAAAUUAUCUACAAACAAAUAGAAGCAGCACUUAAAUGUGCAGAAAGGAAAGAAAUUACUGGGGCAGUGAUUUUUAUAGCUAGAAAUUUACUUUUACUCUACAACUAUAUUAGUGUAGAGACAGAAGACAGUUCAGAAUGUGAAUGUCAGCUUGUUCUGUUACAAGUAUCGGUUCAUGCUCUCAAGAUUUGCUCCACCUAUUUGCUUCCAGAGACCACUGCAGAUGACGUCACGCGUGCGGACGCGCGGCGCAUCUGUGUGGGCGGGGCAAGCGCGCUAAGCGGGCAGGCGGCGCGGCUGAACCGCCUGCGUUAUCACCGCGGUCUGCUGCUACAAAUGGCGGACGUGCCGGAAAUCGGUAAUAUAUUAUCAGAGGUUCUGAGCACAUUUCAAGCAGUACCUGAAGAGCCGCCUGUCAGCUACCACAGUCAGGCUUGGAUUCAAAGUUUUCAAAAAUUCACCCUGAACUACGAAUAAGUAAUAUAAACUAAGGAAGUUUAUUAUUCGUAGACCCUGAAAAUCU
Molecule: messenger RNA, 2499 nt
Organism: Aricia agestis (brown argus)
Lineage: Eukaryota; Metazoa; Arthropoda; Insecta; Lepidoptera; Lycaenidae
Exons: 12
Coding region: 153-2453 (766 amino acids)
Biological process (GO): DNA repair; DNA damage checkpoint signaling
Source: RefSeq, a predicted model, not a curated record